GCUUACUCGCCGGAAAUAUACACCUAUAUAUAUUUACGUAAGGAAUUACCUAUAAGCAAGAGAGGAGGGUCGUGAGAGGUCUAGGAAUACUUCCCAAUAAAUUCCAGACCGAUUCGUAGUCACCGGAGCAUCCUAGAGGUCGCCGGAGUUGCAAGCCGUGGAAACGGGUCUUCAGAAAAGACACGAUUUUGCCGUAGAUAGGGGUGGCGGAGCUUCUCCUCGACGUGAGGAUCAUUUUGCAACUUGAAUCGUCGAAAUCCGUUACCUGUAAGUAAAGUUAUCGCUCGCCGGAGUUUUCGGGAUUCCGGUCGCCGGAAUCGCGACCUGGAGAAGAGCUGGGAAGGAGACAACCCAGUCUUCUUGGGCCGGGUCGCGAAUUUGGGCCGGUUCGGCCCGUUUUCAAUAAAAAAUUAAAAAUAAAAUAGUAAAUGAAAUAAACAAAAUCUGGAAAAAUAUAAAUUAAAUACCUGGUAUAAAAAUACAUAUUCGGACCAAGAAUAAUUGAAAAAUAAUAUUUUUAGCUAUUUUUAAUUGAUUUAAUUGUAAUUGGGCCAAGUUGUACACAUUUAGUAAAUAAUUAACUAAAUGACGAAAAUAAUUAUGAAAUAAAUAUGGGAGCAAGCUAGAUUAAAUAUAUGACUAACUAGGACAUUUGGGACCAUUUAUAAUUAAUAAAAAUUAUAAUUAGCAUAUUUAAUUGUAAUUAAACCGGUUAAUAGAUAUAUGAAAUUAAGUGAAUAAAUAAAGGAAAUAAUUCUAAAAUAAAUAUCUGGAAAACCUAGGUCAAGUAUAGACCCAAACUAUAGUUAUGGAUGAUUAGUAAUUUAUAAAAGUGACGAUUAAGUUAUUUAAUUUAAUUGAGCCAUAUAAACUAGUUAAGUAAUUAAAUAAGGAAAUUUUGAUAUUAAUGGUGAAAUAAAUAUAUCACUAAGAUUGAAAAUAAUGUUCUGGACUUAAAAUGAUGUUUGUAAUAAAAUAAGGAAAAGAAAAUAAAGUUGGGUUAUCUAGUAUAAAUGAAUGACUAUAUUUGGACUUAAUAAAUAAAUUAUUGAAUUAGUUGACUAAUUAAAUUAGCGUGAUUAAAUUAAUAAUUAUUAUCCUUGAUUAUUAGUGAUUUGGACUCCAUAUAAAUUAUUAAACUAUUUGAACUCAUAAAAAUUAGUUGAUGAAUAUAAACAAAUUAAUUAAGUAAUGUGUACUUAAUAAGUUAGUUAAUUGACUUCAUUGGACUAGUUUAACUAAAUCAAUUAGUUUAAUGGAUAAAUUAGUUAAUUUAUAGACUUGAUAACAUUUCUGGACUUUAUGUUAAAAAUAGAAAAUUAAAACGAGAUUAGAAUUUGAUUAUUGGACUUAAUUGAAUUAGAUUAACGUAUUUAGCUAUAUUGAUAUAAUUAAACUUAUUUAUUUGAUUUAGUUAGUUCAAUUAAAUUAGUGAGUCAAAUAAAUAAAACUGGAGGAUUGGAUAAAUUAAUUUAAUUAGGUUAGUUAGUGUAAGGAAUAAAUGUAAUUAGAUUUUGAUGAUGCUAGGAUGUCUAGAUUAGAAUUUUAAAGUACCCCCAAUUAGAUUUUAUGUAUUAGAAUUUUCAUUUGUAAGUAUUAGUGUAGUCGACGAUCAGAGUUGCUCUGUUUUGGAUCAGAUCAGAAGUGCAUCAGAACUGCUCGACCAAACUUGCUCUAUGAGAACUGCUCCAUCAGAGUUCUCUUACCAGAAGUCCAUCAGAGUUGCACCAUGAGAGUUGCUGAUAAACUUGGACAUCUGAUAACCGAUGAGAGUUACAGAUCAGAGGUACUCAUCAGCGGACCUAUCAGAGUCAGAGUUAGAGUUCAGUCAGAGAUCAGAAAGCCAUCAGAACUCAACUCAUCAGUAAGCCAUCAGAAUCCAACACAUCAGAAGAGCCUGAUCAGAGCCCGACUAACACUUAGAAGAUUUCAAGCAACAUCCAACAGCUAUGAAUCCAACGGGUAAAAACAUCCAACGGCUAGAAGACUGUGCAUGAAAGGAAAGCAUUUAAUGCACAUUAAAUGAGCCUGAUACGCUGAAGGAUUGAUUGCAAAUGAUUGACCAAGGAAUCCGGGAAGAUAUAUUAUAAAAAUAGAAACCUUCCAAAACGGCGGUCAAGUCAACUGUACGCGCAUUUAAUGCAGUUGUCUCCUCCUCCAACGGGCAGACAACCUCAGUAUAUAAGCUACACACCGAAGAACAGAAAAACAACUUUGCUAAAAAAACUUUUGCUCCAUUUACUGAACAUACUUCUUGAGAUUCAAUCCUCAUAACACUCUACAAGAAAAGUCCUACGUUGGGAAGAUUCAAACUCCAAAUCUUUCAUCCCCAACAACGAGCAAAGUUCAUCCUGUUCUUCAACACUUCAAGAUCUUCAUAACACAUCAAUUGUGACGAAGCUAGUUGGAGGAAAAACUUUGUGUUUUUCAAAGGAUCUUCUGCAAAGAAGGGCGUCCAAGUAACUGCAGCAGUGAAGUGGUGAUACUUCCGGGAAGCUGAGUGAAAGGACCAGUCAUCAGGAAGCAGGACUGCAUCCCGGGUGACAACUAGGCUUGAAGAAGGCGUGGAGAACUUCUUAAGUGCUAGGGAUUGGCUUUGUAACCGAUCUACUUCAAAGCUAGUGGAACAGUGGACUAGAGGAACGCGUUGUUCCUUGAACCACUAUAAAAAUAUCCGGUGUCAUUUACUUUACUGCAAUUUAUAUUUCUGCACUUAGGAUAUUAACUGUUAACUCUAAGACUUGGAAUCUGUGUUCAGCAGAUCUUGUUUUCAGAGUUAUCAGAAAGGCAUAUGCCUUAGUGUUUCAGAGGCUACCCGGACAGAUCAGAAUCCGCUGCCAAGGCCAGUUCUGAUAUCAGAACCAGCCUUUCUCUGUCACCAGAAUCAGACAUUCUCUGAUAAGUCAUUUUUGACUUAGAGAAAAGUUGAAAAACCAAUCAGUCUAUUCACCCCCCCCUCUAGACUGAUUACUAUAUUAAACGGGACCAACAAGUGGUAUCAGAGCCUCCUUGUUCUUGUAAUCUUUUAGGUUACUCUCUGAACAAAAGAUCCACUUGUUCUUAGCCUCUAUUUACUUACUAUUAUGGAUAACUCUCUUGCAAAGCACCUCAUGUUUUCAGAUCAGAAGUAUGAUGACUGGAAGAUCAGAAUGAAAGCACACCUCUGCGCUCUUCAUGAUGAAAUGUGGGAAGUCCUUGAAGAAGGACCUUUCACCAAAUUUAUGAAGGUGAAUACUGAGCAUACUAUUGACAGGACUCAGCCUGAGAUGAUUGAGAAAGCCAGAUCAGAAUGGACAAAGGAAGAGAGGAGACAGUACAAUCUUGACAAUAUUGCCAAAGAUAUCCUCUACAAAGCCAUCGACAACAGAUACUUCAACAGAAUCAAGAAGUGUCGAACUGCCAAAGAAAUAUGGGACAAACUUGAUCUCAUAGGAGCAGGUGAUGAACAAGAGAGAGACAACAAACUGACAAUAGCUAUGAAGAAGUUUGAUGACUUCAAACUUCUACCUGAGGAAUGCAUAGCUGAGAUGCAUGCCAGACUUCUGAUUCUUACCAGUGAGAUAUCCGAGCUUGGGAAGGAGCUCACAGUUAAAGAAGUCAACCUGAAGAUUCUCAGAGGACUGCCCCCAGUCUGGAAGAUGAAGGUUAUUGCUGUCCAAGAAAGCAAGGACAUCAAAACCUAUCCCACAGAGAAACUGAUAUCUGAUCUCAAAGCUUAUGAGUUUGAGAUGCAUGAUGAGAAAGAAGAAGUGCCAGAUGAGAGAACCACAACUGCUCUUACUGCCAGCACUUCUAAGGCUACAAAUUUUGAUCCCUCAACUCUUCUAUCUGAUGAAUAUAUGGCUGCCUUUGCCAGAAAAUUCAGAAAAUUUAUGAAGAAAGAUGGAAGGAGUCCAUCUUCCAUCAGAAGACCACAUCAGAAGACCAAAUCUUCUGAAAGCAAUGGAGAGUACCUCUGCCACAACUGCAGACAGCCUGGGCACUUCAAAGCAAACUGCCCCUAUCCAAGAGUGUCCAAGAAGCAAGGACAAGAAGAAGAAAAGAAACCUGAUGAUCAACAUAGAAGAAGAAGAGCUUUUGUCUCAGAACAAGCUGAGAGAGAUCCACUCUCUGAAUCAGAGUCCAGCUCAGACUCCGACUCUGAUGAAGCUUUCUGCUGCUUGGAUGCAGAAACUGAAGACCUUUGCCUCAUGGCACAAUCAGAUGAUGAGGUAUGUUCUACAGCUGAUUCUAUCUCUUCUUCGGUAGGCACAGCCUUAAAUGAUGAUCCAAUGUCAUCAUUUUGGGAAGAGUUCAAGACUAUCCAAGGAUCUUAUUCCUUUAUUAAAGAAGAGAACAGUAAGCUGAAAGCUGAAAAUGAGUCCCUUCUAAAGAGAAUAAGAGAGAUUGAACAUCUUGAAGUCAGAUACAAUAGCCUUCUGAAGAUGCAGUCUUCUAUGAAGGGUAUCAAUGACUUUCACAACUCUACCCCUGGUCUUGGAUAUGUUGAACUCAAGUCUGGUGAAUCUUCUGUAAGGCCUAGCACCCAAGUUGCUAAAGCCAAAAAGGUCAUAAUUUCACAGACUUGCAGCCCCAUUUGCCAUGCUAGUACUUCUGGUACUAAAGUUGCUCAUGAGAAGGUCAUACCAGAGAAACAAACUCUAAAGGCCAAACCAAAACACAGUUUGAAAACUAAUGAACCUGGCAGAAAUUCUAACAAAAGGAAGAGUUUUCAGAAAAACAAUAAUCAAAGGCCUAAUCCUAUCAGACAAUCUCAUAACAAUGGUAUCAGAAACUGCUAUCAGAAAGGCAGAUAUCAGGAGAAGAUUAACUAUAGGCAGAAGAGGUUGUCUGGUCAACCUCAGAAGCCUAAAGUUAAGCGCCCCUCUGAUCUUGAUAGUAUAUGGGACUUCUUUCCAACAAAGAAGGCUAUGCAAAAGUAUGCAAACAGAAAGCAUGAUCCUCACAAGCAUCUGCCCAAAGUGAAUCAUACAUCUGUUUACUACAACUACCAGGUGGACAAUGGGUACCAUCCACCAAGGUUUCAGUUGAUGAGACCAAAAUGGUACCAACUUCCAAGACUGCAUUACCCCCCAGGACCCAACAUUGCUUGGGUACCUAAAUCUUCCUUUUAAUCUUGCAGGAACUGUGUGCUGGAGCUAUCUCAGAACAAGAAUGGUUUAUAGACAGCGGAUGCUCCAGACACAUGAUAGGUGACAAGAGUUGCCUAUCAGAGUUCCAGAAAUACAAUGGACCCCGAGUCACUUUUGGAGGAAAUGACAAGGAUGGUCAAACAAAAGGAAGAGGAAAGCUGAUCAAGAACCAGAUAGUCAUUGAAGAUGUCUCAUAUGUCAAGGGUCUGAAGUUCAACUUGCUGAGUGCUAGCCAAUUCUGUGACAAAGGCUACACAGUUGAAUUCACCAAGACCUUAUGCUAUGUCAAGCAUGAGACAACCAAAAAGGUGGUUCUUACAGCCAAGAGAAGAAAGAACAUCUAUGUUGUUGACUGGCAAACAGCAAAAGAUGGAACCUGUCUGAUAGCAAAGGACAUUUCAAAGCUAAGCUGGGACUGACACAAGAAGCUUAGCCACCUGAAUUUCAAAACCAUCAACAAACUGGCAAGAGAACACAUUGUAGAUGGUCUUCCUGACAUUGUCUACAAGAAGGAGACCCUCUGCAGUGCUUGUCAGAAAGGCAAACAAGUGAAGACCUCAUUCAAACCCAUAGCUGGAGAUCUUUCUAUUUGUCCUCUAAAUCUGAUCCACAUGGAUUUAUUUGGACCAGUUGAAACUCCCAGUGUUGGUGGAAAAAGAUAUACUCUUGUCAUGGUUGAUGACUACUCAAGAUACACAUGGACUGUGUUCCUAACUAAGAAGAAUGAAACUCUUCAGAAGUUACCAUCUCUGUUAAAGCAACUUCAGACUGAGAAGAACAUGAAGGUCAGGACAAUCAGAUCUGACAGAGGAACUGAAUUUGUCAACAAGGUGAUCAAGGACUUCUGUGAUCAGAAUGGCACAUUCCAUCAACUCUCUGCUGCCAGAACACCCCAACAAAAUGGUGUUGCAGAAAGAAGGAACAGAACACUGAAAGAAGCCGCAAGGACCAUGAUUGCUGAAUCAGGACUGCCCAUCAGAUACUGGGCUGAAGCAAUCAACACUGCAUGCUACACUCAGAAUAGAAGCAUGAUCCACAAGAACCAUCAGAAGACACCCUAUGAGCUGUGGAAAGGAAGAAAGCCAAACAUCAGCUACUUCCAUGUGUUUGGAUGCAAGUGCUAUAUUCUAAACAAUGGAAAGGAGAAUCUGAAAGUAUUUCAAGAAAAAGCUGAUGAAGGUGUAUUCUUAGGCUAUUCAAGCUCAAGCAAAGCCUAUAGAGUACUCAACAGGAGAACUAUACAAGUUGAAGAAUCCAUUCAUGUCAAGUUUGAUGACAGCACCUCUGCUGAAGAAAUAUCAGAAACCCUGCAGAAGAUCAAUCUUGAUGACAAAAGUUCAGAACCAUCCGAAGAGGUCACCAUCAAUCCUGUUUUAUCAAUCCCUCCUGCUAAUCCAAUUCUGAUAGACAAAGAUGAAGAUGAAGAAUCAGAAGAUGAACCAUCAGAGUUGCCUAGACAGCAACUAUCAGAACCUGAUCUAACUUGGUUAAGAGACCAUCCUCCUAAUCAAGUGAUUGGUCAAGUUACCAGUGGAGUAAGGACCAGAUCUGCAUCAAGAAGAGAAGCCAUGUUCACCUGCUGUAUUUCCCAGAUGGAACCAAUGUGUGUGGAAGAAGCUCUAGAAGAUUCAGACUGGAUCAAUGCAAUGCAAGAAGAGCUGACACAGUUUGAAAGGAAUGAAGUAUGGAAACUUGUUCCUCGACCAAAGCAUCAGAAUGUCAUUGGAACCAAGUGGGUAUUCAAGAACAAAGCAGAUGAAGAAGGCAACAUUGUAAGGAAUAAAGCAAGGCUUGUAGCAAAGGGAUACUGUCAAGAAGAAGGCAUAGAUUUUGAUGAGACCUUUGCACCUGUUGCAAGACUAGAAGCAAUCAGGAUAUUUCUAGCCUAUGCUGCCUACAAGGACAUCAAAGUCUACCAGAUGGAUGUCAAGAGUGCAUUUCUGAAUGGAGAACUUGAAGAGGAAGUUUAUGUUGAACAACCUCCAGGUUUUGUCAUUCCUACUCAAUCUUCUUGUGUCUAUAAGCUGAGAAAGGCCCUUUAUGGUCUUAAGCAAGCUCCCAGAGCUUGGUAUGACACAUUGUCCCUAUUCUUAGUGAACCAUGGGUUUACUAAAGGAAAGGUUGACAAGACUCUAUUUCAAAUUUCUGUUGCUAAUCAUAUUCUAUUAGUGCAAAUCUAUGUUGAUGAUAUUAUAUUUGGAAGCACUAAUCCAGAAUUAUGCAAGAAGUUUUCUAAAGUUAUGCAGAAGAAGUUUGAAAUGAGUAUGAUGGGAGAACUCAGUUACUUUCUUGGAUUACAAGUCAAACAAGUACCAGAAGGCAUCUUUAUCAACCAAGGAAAGUACACCAGAGAUCUCAUCAAGAAGUUUGGAAUUGAUGGAAAAACUUCAGUCAAAAUUCCUAUGAAUGCAUCUCAAGGAAUUGGACCAGAUGAUGAAGGAAAGGAUGUUGAUGCAACAACUUAUAGAGGAAUCAUUGGAUCUCUCCUCUAUCUGACCGCAAGCAGACCAGACAUAGCUUUUGCUGUAGGAAUCUGUGCCAGAUACCAAUCAAAGCCCAAGGAAAGCCAUUUGGUUGCUGCUAAGAAGAUCAUCAGAUAUAUCAAGGGAAAUCCAAAUGCAGGCCUAUGGUAUCCCAAAGGAGGUAAUUUUGAACUAAUUGGUUAUUCUGAUUCAGAUUUUGCAGGUUGUAGAUUGGACAGGAAGAGCACUUCCGGUCAUUGCCAAAUGCUAGGUGGGAGACUUGUCUCCUGGUUUAGCAAGAAGCAGAAUUCAAUCUCAACUAGCACUGCUGAAGCUGAGUACAUUGCUGCUGGAAGCUGCUGUGCUCAAUUACUUUGGAUGAAGCAACAACUCAAGGAUUAUGGGGUGCAAGCAAAGGAAAUCAAGCUGCUAUGUGACAAUACAAGUGCUAUUGCCAUCACUCAGAAUCCUGUGCUGCAUUCAAGGACAAAGCAUAUUGAGAUCAGACAUCACUUCAUCAGAGAUCAUGUGGAGAAGAAGCACAUCUCAAUUGAGCAUGUUCCAACUGAAGAUCAGCUUGCGGAUAUCCUAACCAAACCUCUUUCAGAGGCUAGGUUUAAUAAGUUGAGAGAAGAAUUGGGAAUGAUGGAUGAUCUUCCCAGAGAUUCAUGAAUCAGAGUUACAGAAGUAUCAGAUGUGGACUCAUCAGAACACCCCAUCUCUGAUACCUGAGCUUUUAUCCGUCAGAAGCUUGAAUCAGAGUUACAGAAGCAUCAGAUGCGGAUCCAUCAGAAUUCACCACCUCUGAUACGCUUAUCCAUCAGAGAACCCUAUGUCAGAACACCCCUUCUCUGAUAUAUGGAAUAUUAUUCAUCAGAGUGGCUGUGGACUUAGAAAAUUCUCUAAAUUUCGGGCGAGACUGUUCAAUAAACCGGAAGUUACCUUUUUACCCCCGGUAGUUAUUACCAUAUUUGGAAAACGGCUUUCCGCCCACAAUCCAUUUAAUGCGACCUCGAAACCGCAAAUUAUAUCAAACGUCCACUAACCCAAAUUCAUAUAUACUCCUUCUGAAAACCUAAAUCGCUACUGCAAUUUUAUUCUUCGUCCUCAAGCUCUAUCUCUCUAAAACUUCCAACCUUCAGACCUUCUCAAAUCUCUCAAAGAACCUGAAAAUGAAGUUCAUCAACAUCACCGACCUCUCCGAAUCGGAAGCCAAGGCGCUUGUGGCUAACAUUGCCACAGGGAUGAAGGUUGACAUGUCCUCCUUGCCGUUGCUGGCAGAAAACAAGAAAAUCAUGAAAGAAGUCAUUGCUGGGAUGAUUGACUCACAGCUAAACAAGAUUGUAGCUCAUCCUUAUGAGCACUUCAGCAACUUGGAUGUGGCUGAGUUUUAUCUCAACGCCUACAUUGCUGACAACACCAUCCACUCUCAAGUCCAGGGGAAGGACUUGAAGAUUGAUGCUGAAUCACUGAAUGGGUUCUUCGGGAUCGAACUCGACUCUCAAGACAUUGACACCCCGACACUCAUCGACUUGGAGUCAGUCGAAGUCUCUGUGGAGACAUUUGUGGACACCUACUGCCGGGAUGAUGCAACCGGAGUAGACAAACUGUACAUGAAGAAGAAUGUCCUGAAGAAGGACUUUGAAAGGCUUAUGAGCAUCAUGCACAGAUGCCUAUGGUGCAAAACUGGGUCAACUGACCAGAUGAACAAUGCCAACUCCAAGGCCAUCUUUGCAGUUCACAGGGGCAUGAACAUCAACUGGGGAAAGGUACUCUUCCAGUCUAUCUCUGAGUCCAUUGCUAAGAAGGACAAAAAGAUAGGGAUGUUCUUCACCAAGAUGGGCCAUGGACUUCUGAUAUCUAGUCUCAUAUCCAAUGUCAACAUAGCGCUCAGAGAAGCCAAUGAAGUCAACCACAACAAGACCAUCUUCCUCACUGCUUCACCCAAACUUCAUGUUGCUGUUGCUGCAGAGCUGAAGAAAACCAGCAAGUAUGAGCAACUGAGGGAGAAACCAGUCACUACAGUUGAGGUUGAUGAUGAACAACCCAAGGCUAAGAAGAAGAAGCUUCAGAAGAAGCCUAAGACUACCACUAAGAAAAAUGCAUCAGAAGAGGAUGCAUCAGAACCGGAAACCUCUGUUGUGGCUCCCAAAGUCACUCCUGUCAAGAAAAUGUUGAGACAGAAGAGGAGAAGAAGAGCUGUGAUUCAGAGUGACUCUGAUAGCUCACAAUCUCCUAUCAGAGUGCAGAAGAAGAAGAAGAAGGCCAACUCACCCCCCAAGGAAUCAGAACCUCAGGGGGAACCUGCACCAGAGUUGGCUACUGCACUGGUGAUCUCUGAUGCUCAGGGGGAACCUGAAUCAGAGGUCCAACCUUUAUCUGCACCAGAUUUGCAAGUCACCAUGUCUCCAACAGAACAGCUAACCUCUACUACUGCUCUGGACAGACAGUUUCAAAGGGUACUCUCAUGGAGGAAGUGGAGAAUGGGACCUCUGCAGCAAAUCCUUGCUCAAGCUGCAGCCUUUGAAUCUGAGGAAGAAGAAGUCCUCAAAUGGGCAGGUACAGACGAUGUUUCACUAUGCUUUGAUCUUCAAUUCUUGCAUUCUAUGUUGGAAAAGAAAAAGGAAAGCCUCAAGGGAAAAGAGAAGAUGACUGCUCCACCAUCAGAAGAGCAUGUCAAGCCUCUAUCAGAGAGUGAGAUUCCAGUCUUUGAAGAAUGGCUGGUGGAGAUGAAAAGGAGGGAAUCUCUGAGAAAAUAUCCCUACCUUCCUCACUUUCACGGUGAAUCCUCAAUUGCCAACAAUAUGCCACUGGCAAUGCAUCAACUGAUCAGAGAGUGGAGGAACUCUCAGACUGAGGAGACUUCUGUUGAGGUAAUACCUAACUCUCCCUCUCCACCUGUUCAUAUUACACCAGAACCCCAUACCUCACCUCCUAAAUCUCCUUCACCAAAACCUUCCACUCCCUUAUCAACCCCACCAGAGAACCCCCAACCUCCAUCAGAUUCACCUACUACCUCACCCAAGAAAUCCCCCACACCCAAACCUUCCUCACCCUGUCAUCAGAUUACCCCCAUCAGAAGCCGCUCACCCUCACCUCCUCCUCCAUCACAACAUCAGAGAACCCCUACCCCUCAAACCUCACCUCAUCAGAGCUCCCACCAUCAGAAAUCCAAAUCUCCUUCCCCUCAGCAAUCUGCAGCCUCUACUCCAAAGAAAGAACCAGUUGUGAGGAUUCUCUCCUCCUCCGAGGACAAUGAUGGCUUCCUAACCUCAUCAUUGGCUGGGGAUCUACAGUCUAAUAAGAGGAAGACGCCUACUCCUCCUCCAUCUCCUGCUCAACCACAACCUCAAAUCAAUGAUAUACCUCAGCCAGAACCACCAAAAGCUGUCCUCAUCCCCUUCCAGGAGUUUGUGGAAUCAGCUGAAGACUUUGGAGAUCAGAUGGUGGCUGGACUGAACAAGUUGCUUGUACUGAAUCAGAAGCAUGAUGCUCAUCUUGAUUUGGUACAGUACAACAUUGAAUCAGGACUUGACAAAAUCUCAAACGCUCUCUCACAAUUGUCAACUACCUUCUUGAGCUACAUGAAGACCUCUACUGAGAAGGUAGACAAUAUAGCCUCAGAGGUAGCAAGCAUCCACACUGUCCUCUACUCUCAAUCUCUGACCCUCUCUGCUCAAGACAAGGCCAUUCAGGAGCUGUCUGAUGCUGUGGAUGAUCUUCAAUGGUCCUCUGAUAAGCAUGCUGAGCAACUCACAGAUGUAGAGGACAUCUGCAAAACCUUGAAGGAAUUUGACAUCAAACUGAUAAACAGUGGAAAGGACAGAGAUCACAAGCUGACUCUCCUCGAAGCUACUACCAAGGAUAUUCAAUCGGCUGUGGGCAAGCAAAAGGAACUGAUAGAAGGGCUGGCCUCAGUAACCCAGACUCUUCCUGGGGCUCUGGAGGCGAUCAAAGACAAUAAUGCUACAGAGUUCUCCAAAAUUGGACUCCUGCUUGGCGACCUUGUUGAUGCCAAAAAGGGGGAAGAAAUCAGAGAACCUGCUAGAGCCAUCAGAGCUGCAGAAGGAACUAGCACCAGAGCUGUUGAUCCUGCUGUAUACUUUGAAAGGGCAAGACAAAAGAGGAUUGCUGCUGGUACUCAGAGACCACCUCUUCCAAGAUCAAAGAAAGGGAAGAAGUCAACUUUCACUCUUGCUCAAUGGCUUAAAAGUGAUCUAGCUAAACCUGAUGCUGCUCAGUUUCAAGAAAUGAAGAAGCACAUGACACCUCUCCAACAGGAAAAUCUUAUUCUGGAUAGAGAUGGGACGAUCAUCAUAAAUCAUGGUGGUUCCAUGCAAGAAGCAGAGGAUUGGUGGCACAUGAAAGUGAUCCCUGGCAAGGACAUCUCUGAAGCCAUCAGAAAUUAUCUUGAUUGCAAGCUUGAACCUGCCUGGUCAGAGUGUCAGAACCCAAGGAACUUGGCCUCCAUCAGAGCAAAGGUAAAUGCUGAUCUGAAAGAAAUUGAAGCAAAGGAAGCUGAACUAGAAGAGGAAGAUAUCUAAACACUAUCCUCUUGUUGCUUUAAAUAUCCUCUUUUAUAUAAAAUAACCAGCUUGCCUCUAUUUUGCAUGGCAAUUUCAAAUUAUUUCUUUUUUGCACUCUGAUUAUUUAUGCUCUGAUAUCAAUUGUGUUAUUUCUUACCUUUGUUUAUCUGAUUGAUUGUAUCUUACUCUUACUAUUUUCCUAUGCCAAGUGCCCACCAAGAUUCUAAAUGAAAGUUUAUUUUUAACUUAUUUCUCUUCAUGGUGAAAGGCACUUCUCUGGGAAUAGUUUAAGGGUUUUGGCAUCAUCAAAAAGGGGGAAAUUGUAAGGAAUAAAUGUAAUUAGAUUUUGAUGAUGCUAGGAUGUCUAGAUUAGAAUUUUAAAGUACCCCCAAUUAGAUUUUAUGUAUUAGAAUUUUCAUUUGUAAGUAUUAAUGUAGUCGACGAUCAGAGUUGCUCUGUUUUGGAUCAGAUCAGAAGUGCAUCAGAACUGCUCGACCAAACUUGCUCUAUGAGAACUGCUCCAUCAGAGUUCUCUUACCAGAAGUCCAUCAGAGUUGCACCAUGAGAGUUGCUGAUAAACUUGGACAUCUGAUAACCGAUGAGAGUUACAGAUCAGAGGUACUCAUCAGCGGACCUAUCAGAGUCAGAGUUAGAGUUCAGUCAGAGAUCAGAAAGCCAUCAGAACUCAACUCAUCAGUAAGCCAUCAGAAUCCAACACAUCAGAAGAGCCUGAUCAGAGCCCGACUAACACUUAGAAGAUUUCAAGCAACAUCCAACAGCUAUGAAUCCAACGGGUAAAAACAUCCAACGGCUAGAAGACUGUGCAUGAAAGGAAAGCAUUUAAUGCACAUUAAAUGAGCCUGAUACGCUGAAGGAUUGAUUGCAAAUGAUUGACCAAGGAAUCCGAGAAGAUAUAUUAUACAAAUAGAAACCUUCCAAAACGGCGGUCAAGUCAACUGUACGCGCAUUUAAUGCAGUUGUCUCCUCCUCCAACGGGCAGACAACCUCAGUAUAUAAGCUACACACCGAAGAACAGAAAAACAACUUUGCUAAAAAAACUUUUGCUCCAUUCACUGAACAUACUUCUUGAGAUUCAAUCCUCAUAACACUCUACAAGAAAAGUCCUACGUUGGGAAGAUUCAAACUCCAAAUCUUUCAUCCCCAACAACGAGCAAAGUUCAUCCUGUUCUUCAACACUUCAAGAUCUUCAUAACACAUCAAUUGUGACGAAGCUAGUUGGAGGAAAAACUUUGUGUUUUUCAAAGGAUCUUCUGCAAAGAAGGGCGUCCAAGUAACUGCAGCAGUGAAGUGGUGAUACUUCCGGGAAGCUGAGUGAAAGGACCAGUCAUCAGGAAGCAGGACUGCAUCCCGGGUGACAACUAGGCUUGAAGAAGGCGUGGAGAACUUCUUAAGUGCUAGGGAUUAGCUUUGUAACCGAUCUACUUCAAAGCUAGUGGAACAGUGGACUAGAGGAACGCGUUGUUCCUUGAACCACUAUAAAAAUAUCCGGUGUCAUUUACUUUACUGCAAUUUAUAUUUCUGCACUUAGGAUAUUAACUGUUAACUCUAAGACUUGGAAUCUGUGUUCAGCAGAUCUUGUUUUCAGAGUUAUCAGAAAGGCAUAUGCCUUAGUGUUUCAGAGGCUACCCGGACAGAUCAGAAUCCGCUGCCAAGGCCAGUUCUGAUAUCAGAACCAGCCUUUCUCUGUCACCAGAAUCAGACAUUCUCUGAUAAGUCAUUUUUGACUUAGAGAAGAGUUGAAAAACCAAUCAGUCUAUUCACCCCCCCCCCUCUAGACUGAUUACUAUAUUAAACGGGACCAACAGUUAGUAUAAAUAAACUAUUGAACUAAUUAAAGUUGUUAUUGAGAUUAGAUUAUCAUUAAUGAUUAUUAUUUUGAAUUAUUGCCUAAGUCAAGUUAUUAUUAAAAGGGUUAUUAAAUAAAUUAUAUAAAUUAUGUAAACUGAAUUUUGAACUGAAAUUGAUUAUUUAAAUUCAAAAUAAUGAAAUUAUUAUGUAGUUAAUAUAAUUGGACUAGUUAACUAUUUAACCAAACAAAUUAAGAAAAACGGAGUUGGGUUAUUAUAAUUAAAGAAAAUAAUAAGAAUGAACUGGAAAUAAAUAGUUAGUAAGAUUUAUUAAUUUAAUAUUUAUAGAAGAAAUUAUGAAGUUAAAGUAAUUAAAGGUUGGAUAUAAAAGAAAUAACGAAAUAAUAGAAUAGUUAUUGAUUUAGAAUUUUGAUCAAUAUUAGAAGGAGAAUUCAAGUGAAGAUCAAGCUAGAGAUUUUAUUAAGGAGAUUAUCGCAAUUUAAGAUAUCAUGGCACCGAGAAGAGACCCUGAUAUCACGCCCACCAAUACUGAGUUGGCACAAAGCGUUCAACAACUGGCACAAUUCAUGCACACACUAGGUGCUACUGUGCUCCAGAACAAUCAAAACCAGAACAACGGGAAUGAUGCCGCAAAACGAGUGGCAUCUCGCAACCCUCCAAGCUUUCAUGGGCAAGAAGAUCCUCGUAUCCUCGAGAAUUGGCUCCAACUCUUUGACAAACUCUUCGACGCGGUGAGCUGUCCGGAAGAGCAAAGGGUUGACAUUGCUGUUUACUAUUUACAGCAAGAGGCGGAUAACUGGUGGGUCUCAUCAGGCCCAACUUUACGUCAACAACCUGACUUCAAUUGGGAAGCUUUCAAGAUUGCCAUGAGGAAACGUUUUUAUCCUGCACACGUUCAGGCCACCAUGCGUGAUGAAUUCAUACAUUUGAAACAGAUGGGCAUGAGUGUCCAAGAAUAUCACAAUAAAUUCGUGGACCUUGCACCAUUUGCGAAAACAAUAGUGCCUGAUGAAAGCACCAAAGUUGAGAAAUUUAUCUACGGAUUAAACUAUGAUACGCAGAAAAUCGUCGCUGUUUUGGGUUGCCAAACUCUGACUGAUGCCUAUGAUAGAGCUGCAGUUCACUAUCGAGUUCAGCAAAUACAAAGAGAGAGGAACCAGAAGAUAAAGAGGGACGAAGAUGGAGGUCGAGGAGAAAAGAGGGUCAGAGUGCACCCACCUACACAGCAACAAGAAGGGAGGAGGAGGAGAGAUGACCAAGGUGGAAGAAAUUUCCACGGUCAAAACCAACAAAAUGAUCGAAGAGCUGCUCCCAGAGAUAGGCACUUCUACUGCAAGAGGUGCGGGAGAGAUCAUCCCGGUGUUAACUGCGAUGGAAGCCUGACAAAAUGUUUCAAUUGUGGGAAGCUAGGGCACCGAACCUUCGAGUGUCUCUCAAAGACCAAUGGGGCACCAGUGCACCAGGUGCAAUACCGUGAUGGAGGAAGACCAGAUAUGAACCAAGCUGGGCCAAAUGGAGGACAAAAUAACAACAACAAUGCCGCCGCCGCCAACAACAACCGCAACCCUCGAGGAGGAGGGGAGAAUAAUCGUGGCAAUGGCAAUGGCGGGAACAAUGGCAAUGGCGGAAACAACGGCAACCGUCCGAACCAAGGGCGAAUCAUGGUGAUGAAUCAGGCCCAAGCCAAUGCUAAUGAUGUGGUUUCAGAAGCUAAUAAUAGGAUAAGCCAACGAAGCAAUCUCGAGCAGUCUACUAGUUGAGCUUCGUUUUGAGCCUAUAAAUACAUGACCUGCGUACUGAGCAUCUCCACACCAAGCUAUUAGCUUACUCGCCGGAAAUAUACACCUAUAUAUAUAUAUUUACGUAAGGAAUUACCUAUAAGCAAGAGAGGAGGGUCGUGAGAGGUCUAGGAAUACUUCCCAAUAAAUUCCAGACCGAUUCGUAGUCACCGGAGCAUCCUAGAGGUCGCCGGAGUUGCAAGCCGUGGAAACGGGUCUUCAGAAAAGACACGAUUUUGCCGUAGAUAGGGGUGGCGGAGCUUCUCCUCGACGUGAGGAUCAUUUUGCAACUUGAAUCGUCGAAAUCCGUUACCUAAGGAGAAUUCAAGUGAAGAUCAAGCUAGAGAUUUUAUUAAGGAGAUUAUCGCAAUUUAAGAUAAUUAUGAUUAUGAAGAUUGAUGUACUUGCUGCCCGAGUGUUCCGCUAGUUGCACACGUUUGAUUAAUUAUUGUUGUUUAAAUUUGUAACCCAUAAACUUGUUUUAAGUUUUAUCAGAUGGCUACUUGAAUUAAUGGUGGAUAGCCUGUGCACUCAAUCAUGUAUAGGUUGAGUGUGGCGGUGACACACCUGUUUUUCCAUUAAAGACUUCCGCUGUACUCUAAAUAUGUUUUAUAAUAAAGAUGUUUUCAUUUCAAA
Molecule: messenger RNA, 16363 nt
Organism: Cuscuta epithymum
Lineage: Eukaryota; Viridiplantae; Streptophyta; Magnoliopsida; Solanales; Convolvulaceae
Source: the annotation of a GenBank genome assembly